Messenger RNA from Macrobrachium nipponense, 1464 nucleotides. RefSeq lists its product as uncharacterized. The transcript has 6 exons. Lineage: Eukaryota; Metazoa; Arthropoda; Malacostraca; Decapoda; Palaemonidae. The record is from RefSeq and is a predicted model, not a curated record. The coding region runs from base 185 to 772 and encodes 195 amino acids.
GAGAUGCCUUGGUGGAGAAGCGUCCUCCGAGGUCGUCACUCCUCUCUCGUCAGUAACCAUCCGAACAGUGUAGUGGUUAGUUCUAAGUUCAACUCUUUCGUCUAUGGACUGCCUCUGCAGGAACCAACCAUCAUUACAUCAACAUGACGCCGUCACCUACAUAGAUAUUCGUUGAUAAUAAGAUAUGACCGGAAGUAUGUGUCCCUUACCCAAGGCAUUCUUCUGCUGGAGCCUUAAAAGCGGCACCCUUCUGCAAGGCGUAAUUUCCCCAGUGACCGUCUGUAUCAACAUUCUGAGCGUCGCCCUGGGACUCAGCGAUCUGAUAGACGCCAGAAUUUACCUGUUUUGUUUUCCUUCGGAAACCUGCUAUGAUAAGCUCAGAGCAAUAGAAAUGUCGCUGGUGUUAACAAACAUCGUGGUCAAUGCCCUUUAUGUCAUCUUGAGUCCGCUUUUGAUCAUCGCUAUCAAGAAGGGCAGACCAUCACUGAUGUUCCCCUUCAUGUUCAUACAAGGCCUCAUGAUCAGUGGGCUCGCCGCUGCUGCUGUUGCUGCCUUUGUGAUAUGCAUCGCGGCUGGUUCCUGGGUUGAAUAUGUUCCUUUGCUCAUUUGCUCGGGACUCUAUUUAGCUCUUCACGUGUACCUCGCUGUAGUCGUUCACGCCUAUCAAAGUGAGGCGAAAGAAGAAAGUGCGAUCGAAAAGUCCCAUGGCAGACAAAAUACCGUCAGCUCUCUGAAGGAAAGGGAAGCUACAAUCGAAGACUAUGUCUUUUAGAAUUUCUGGAGGAUUUUCUCAAGAUUUUGACAAUAUUUCUUUUUUACCUCCACUUGUUUUGGUGUAUGGUUGACAUUAAGUUCUCAGUCAUUUUUCUCUUUAUUUGCAAUUUCCCUUCACUUGAAGCUUUAAUGAAGUCAGGUAGAUGGAGUUCUUUGGCUCUUUUUUCACAAUUUUGCUUCGUGUAUUAUUUAACACAAAGAAAAUGCACUCUAACAGACUCUCUUAGGUCUUUUUAAUCCAUUGUGUUAGAGCAGGAAAAUCGACUCGAAUCCAGUUGUGGCGAAUUUUCUUUCUUAGUUACUAUGCCGAUCUUCCUUUGACACUUUGGUUUUGCUCAGAGAGAUUGUCUGUCAUCUUUCAGCGGCAUUGUCUCACAUCUUAGCUGUAGGAUGAAAUGAAUGAGCAUGUCUUUCAAGCAAUAUUUUUAUUUUUUUUAUUGUUGUAGUUUUGAAUUUAUGAGUAUAAAAGAUCCCAAGCUUGACAAUAUUAUACGGUAGGAAAUCCUGUUUAAUUAGAAUAGUGCAUUUGUUAAUUAUUUGUGUUGUUACAUAUGCUAUAUCAGGAAAAGGGAAAGUAAAUUUUUUUGUGAAACUUUCAGAGGAAUUUUGUAGAUCUGGUAUUUAUUCAAUUAUUUAUUCCCCAGUGUUUUGACUUGUUGGUUAAUUUAUGUUAAUAAAUUUCGAUGCCGU